AUGGUCGAACUCUGCCCGGCCAUCACCACUCCAGGGACUUACUGGACCUUCUGUCCCUCUUUAGGCGCAGCAAUCGCGUUCCUAGUCUUCUUCUCACUGACUUUCUUCGUCCAUAUUGCUCAAGGAGUUUAUUAUCGAAAGGCGUACACCUGGGUGAUUUCAAUGUCAGUCCUUUGGCAGGCUAUCACCUAUAUUCUCCGAAUAAUCAGUAUCAAGAACCCGACUAGCUUGGGCGACUAUGCUGGAUGGUUUGUUCUUAUAUUGAUAUCACCGCUUUGGACAAAUGCAUAUGUCUACAUGGUCUUUGGCCGGAUGGUAUGGAACUAUGUUCCAGAUGGUACUCUGUGGCGUGUUCCCGCUUGGAGGUUUGGCUAUUACUUUGUGUUUCUUGAUAUAGUUGCUUUUAUCGUCCAAGUAUACGGAGCUGCUUCAGCCGAGGUAAAUAAUACCAACACCACAAAAAUACUGCGAGGUAUCCAUAUAUACAUGGGCGGCGUCGCAAUCCAGCAGUUCUUCAUCUUUGGUUUCUGUGCUUUCGCAUAUGAAUUCUGGCGUACAAUUUUAGAACAGAAAAAGACCACCGAAGGGGACAAUACUGCAUCCACGGAUCUCAGUCUUCAAUCCGGUUUUACACUCUUAUACGCCUUGAUUCUUGUGUUAAUUCUGAUCUCACUACGCAUCUUCUUCCGUCUGGCUGAAUACUCAAAGGGCCUGCAAUCCACAAUCCCAAAUCAUGAAGCGUAUCAAUACUGUUUCGAUUCGUUGCCGAUGUUGCUCGCUUUCAUCAUCCUGAGUGUAGUUCAUCCGGGGGCGGUUAUGAGGGGAUCGGCAUCCGAUCUUCCGGCGCGGAAGAAGAGAAAGCAUGAUAGUAUUAGGUGUAAGAGGGAUGUUAUUUUGGUAUCGGUUCGAAACUGAUUUUCGGUCAGUAAGAUAGUUGCUAGUUAGAUAGAUGCCAUAUUAGCAAUUGGAGCCUGGAAUCAUACAUGUACAUAUUCAUUGUAUCUAUCAUGCAAAUAUCUAUAUUACAUAUUGCAGGCCUACGCAAGGAUCUCUCCCUAUGCUGGUUAUAUAGUACAUUCAAUAAUGUGUAUACUGAUACCCUUCCAACCCAUGGUCUUGGGGCGCAACAUAAUGAUCCUGAUACGGGUGAUUGGCCAUCGAAAAAUCAGCCGUAGCCAUGAGCGGAUUGAUUAUUCCCGACAGCAAUCGGGAGCGGCCAGGAGGUGUAGAGCCAUUUGAAUUUGAUCCCGUGGUGGGGUUCGGUAAAGAACCGUUAUCUAUGGAUGAUAUAGGCGUGUUAGUAGUAGUCGUGGCCGUGGUCAUGAUAUUAGCAUUAGAUCCAGGAGCAGAAGUAUUCCAGCCCCAUUUCGCUUGAAGCUCAGUUUUCAGAAAUGAUAUUCGCCAGCCUGUCUCUUUGAUGAUUUUGUCGAUUAUUUGUAGGACUUCUUGCUGCGCUUCACGGGUGACGAAAC
Messenger RNA from Talaromyces stipitatus ATCC 10500, 1472 nucleotides. RefSeq lists its product as uncharacterized. The record is from RefSeq and is a predicted model, not a curated record. The coding region runs from base 1 to 915 and encodes 304 amino acids. Gene Ontology annotation, cellular component: membrane. Lineage: Eukaryota; Fungi; Ascomycota; Eurotiomycetes; Eurotiales; Trichocomaceae. The transcript is spliced from 7 exons.